UAAACGUGCUAUUCAGGUUUUAGAGUGUGUGGUGUAGGUGUUUGCUAUGGUUUGAAUCGCUUUAAUGUGGCAUAUUUGACUUGACACUUUAUAUUUGUAACAUUUGAUUACAGAAUCGGCAUUGUGCUUUGUUUUAUUCUUGUUUCGGUACAUUAGAAGUUGUCUUGAUCUGCAGUUUUAAUCCGAAAAGCGAGUCGCCUUCUGCUUGGCAACCACAAAAUUAUCUGUAUGCUGAUCGGAUCGGUUCGGUUCUCUCUACUUGGACUGUUUUCAGUCAGUUUUAUUGACUUCACUCUGUGAAACAUGAACUACUCCAGAUUUUUGACAGCCGUGAGUGCAGCACGGAGGCCGUCCCCAAUCCGCCUUCUGACUGAGCUCCAGCAGCGCUCUCCCCCUACCUUAAUUUCUCUUGCUGGGGGAGCCCCAAACCCCAACACCUUCCCUUUCCACUCCGCCAGCAUUAAAACGAAGAAUGGAGAAACCAUUGAGUUUGAUGGGACCAUGAUGAAGAGGGCUUUGCAGUAUUCUGGCUCUUAUGGUAUUCCAGAGCUGAUCUCGUGGAUGAAGGAGCUCCAGAAGAGGCUGCAUGACCCUCCAACAGCGAGCUUCAGCCCGGAGAGAGGACAGAUGGAGAUGUGUGUCACCACUGGCAGCCAGGAGGGACUCUGCAAAGUGUUUGAGAUGCUUGUCAAUCCUGGUGAUACUGUGCUCCUUGAUGCACCCACAUAUUCAGGAACUCUGGCAGCACUCCAGCCGCUGGGCUGUAACAUCGUAAAUGUGCCGAGUGAUCAGUAUGGUAUGAUUCCGGAUGGCCUUAGAGACAUUCUGGCCCAGUGGGACUCACACAAACCUGACAGCACUACACCCAAAGUCCUCUACACCAUCCCCAACGGAGGCAACCCCACCGGAGCCUCAAUGACCUUAGAGAGGAAGCAGAAGGUCUAUGAGCUCGCAAGGAAGUAUGACUUUCUUAUCAUUGAAGAUGACCCGUAUUAUUUCCUGCAGUUUCAAAAGCCAUGGGCUCCUACAUUUCUGUCACUAGAUGUGGAUGGACGAGUUAUACGAACAGACUCCUUUUCCAAAAUCCUGUCAUCAGGGUUAAGGAUAGGUUUUGUCACAGGACCAAAACCGUUAGUGGACCGUGUUGUACUUCACAUUCAAGCAUCCACCAUGCACACCAGCACCUUCACUCAGCUCAUGGUCUCUCAGCUCCUGCACGGUUGGGGUCAGGAGGGUUUCCUGAAUCACAUUGAUGGGGUGGUGGAGUUUUAUCUAGCCCAGAGGAACGCUAUGCUCUCUUCAGCAGAUAAAUGGCUUAAAGAUGUAGCAGAGUGGCACGCACCAGCGGCAGGCAUGUUCCUGUGGAUUAAACUAAAGGGGGUUAAAGACACGCAGCAGCUUAUAAUGGAGAAAGCACUGGAGAAAGAGGUGCUUCUUGUUCCUGGAGGAGUUUUUAACAUCCACAGUUCAGAGCAGUGUCCCUACGUCAGAGCCGCGUUCUCUCUCUCUACACCACAACAGAUUGAUGAGGCUUUCAAGAGACUCUCAGCUCUCAUCAAGGAGGCUCCGUGAGAAUGAUGCUUUUUUGCACACAGAUACCUAGAUGACCCCUGCAAUGACCAAAGUCAAAGUUUCUCACUGCAGUUGUGCGGGCAAUUAAUCGUAAUGCCUUUAAACACACUACAAGACUCAGCUGUCUUUCUGACUAGUAGCUAAGAUAGCAUUAGUUUUAAAGGGAUAAACCUAGAGAAACCUGUCUGAGCUCAAGAAACAAUUUUUCUGUGAGUAAAUUUACAUACAAUUGCUGUCAAGAGAGAACUUUAUAUCUCUAACUUUGAUUUUUUUUUUUCAUUAUUUCAAAAUGCCAUCUGCUCUUAACAUUAUGUGAAAGUUUUAUAGUGCAUAGACCAAUAGAAAUGGUCCAGAAUUACUUGAAAUUAAAUCUCUUCACACUAAUUUCCGUGAAAGGUAAUGAAUGUUUCUCCUGUAAAGUUACCAUUUUGGAGAUAGAAGUUUUGUUCUCACAGUGACAGUAUUCAGAUUGCAUUUAAACCUUUGUCUACAUGAUGUUUAUGAUAAGUAUGUAAUAGUGAGUGAAGUGUUCUGAGGGUAAAUAAUGUAUUUUAUGCUUAUAAAUUCGUAUAAUAAAUUAAAAAUUCAGUCUGUAUGAGGU
Messenger RNA from Colossoma macropomum (tambaqui), 2173 nucleotides. It is a transcript of the gene aadat, whose product is annotated as aminoadipate aminotransferase. Lineage: Eukaryota; Metazoa; Chordata; Actinopteri; Characiformes; Serrasalmidae. Gene Ontology annotation, molecular function: L-kynurenine:2-oxoglutarate transaminase activity; pyridoxal phosphate binding. The coding region runs from base 304 to 1572 and encodes 422 amino acids. Gene Ontology annotation, biological process: biosynthetic process. The transcript has 14 exons. The record is from RefSeq and is a predicted model, not a curated record.